AUGGCUGCCAACGACGAGCUCGAGCGCUUUCGGGAAGAGUGGAGACAGGAGAUCAGAGAGAGGGCUGGUGCCGAACCAUCGUCGUCCUCUCCUGCCUCUUCUCCCCCACGCCCACGCACACGCCAGUCCCCUAUUGACAUUUACGCAGAGGCAGUCGAGCGAGAACAGCGUGGAGAGCUAGACGAAGCAUUGAGCCUAUAUCGACGCGCAUUCCGCCUCGAUCCCAACGUAGACCGUGCUUAUCACUACCGUAGCACGACCCAGGCUUUCGAAUCCCUCACUCUCGCUCCUGUCAAGCCGAGUACUAGUACCGAGCCAAAGCCAGAGCCAAUACACGUCGCUGCUACAUCUACACACUCUAUCCGCACCCUCAUAUCUGCCUUUCCACCCGCCAACGACCUCGCCUUUCUGCCCGAGGACGAACGCCAGCCAGUUCCCAUUGCCCGUGUACCCGACGAACUACUGCUGCAUACACUCAAGCUGCUCGAUAUCACUUCCAUCGAGAGGUUUGCUUUGGUAUGUCGUCGUGCACGCGUCUUGACUGUCGACCCCGAUUUGUGGAGGGACUUUGUCAUUUCCACCUAUCUCCCUCCACAAAUUCCGGACAAUGUUCCUCUUUCCGACUAUAUAACCCGCUUUGACUAUGAUAUGCGGAGGCUAUACAUCGAAGUUCCCAGAUUGCGUAUGGAUGGCGUAUACAUUGCUGUUUGCCACUAUGUUCGACGAGGCCAGAGCGAAAACCUAUGGGCAAACGUCGACCAUCUAGUCACCUACCACCGCUACCUCCGUUUCCUCCCAGACGGCCGCGUCCUCUCCCUCCUGGACCAAAACCUCGAACCACGCGAGGCCGUGCACAUCAUUACACCCGACUUGGUAACCAAGGGCUUUUUCAUCGGUACAUGGACCCUUCGGACUUCCAACGACAAGCACCACGUCUCGAUUUCCAACUUGACAGACCCGGCCGGCAAGUUUGAGCACUCGUUUAGGAUGGAGCUGACCUUGGGUAGUAAACCACUAGGAAGAUGGAACCGGCUCACGCUCGACUCUUACAUGUCCGUCAAUUCAGAAGGGACACCCUCGACGUUGCCAAUCCGGAACGAACGCCCGUUCUGGUUCUCCAAGGUCCGUAGUUGGGCAUGA
Molecule: messenger RNA, 1140 nt
Organism: Rhizoctonia solani
Lineage: Eukaryota; Fungi; Basidiomycota; Agaricomycetes; Cantharellales; Ceratobasidiaceae
Product: F-box protein
Exons: 8
Coding region: 1-1140 (379 amino acids)
Biological process (GO): SCF-dependent proteasomal ubiquitin-dependent protein catabolic process
Cellular component (GO): SCF ubiquitin ligase complex
Molecular function (GO): protein binding
Source: RefSeq, a predicted model, not a curated record